GCUACCGGCCAGCCAGUGGGGAGCGGGCUGUGCGGGAAGGCGGCUGCGAGAGGCGUGUGAGGUCGGCGGACAGGAGGCAGUGGGCCCGUAUCGGCUCACGGAAGCUGCUGAGGCCGGGGUGAAGGCCGAGCCGAGCGGCCGUGUGGAGUCGCUGAAUAUUAGAAAUGGCUACUCCCCAAUCAGUUUUCAUCUUUGCAAUCUGCAUUUUAAUGAUAACUGAAUUAAUUUUGGCUUCCAAAAGUUACUAUGAUAUCUUAGGUGUGCCAAAGUCGGCCUCAGAGCGCCAAGUCAAGAAGGCCUUUCACAAGUUGGCCAUGAAAUACCAUCCUGAUAAAAAUAAAAGCCCUGAUGCUGAAGCAAAAUUCAGAGAGAUUGCAGAAGCAUAUGAAACUCUCUCAGAUGCUAAUAGGCGGAAAGAAUAUGAUACACUUGGACAUAAUGCUUUUACUAAUGGUAAAGGACAAAGAGCUAGUGGAAGUCCUUUUGAGCAUUCAUUUAACUUCAAUUUUGAUGACUUAUUUAAGGACUUUGAUUUUUUUGGUCAAAAACAAAAUACUCGGUCCAAGAAGCAUUUUGAAAAUCACUUCCAGACACGCCAAGAUGGUUCCAGUAGACAAAGGCACCAUUUCCAGGAGUUUUCUUUUGGAGGUGGUUUGUUUGAUGACAUGUUUGAAGAUAUGGAGAAAAUGUUUUCUUUUAGUGGUUUUGACACCACCAACAAUCGACAUACAGUACAGACUGAAAAUAGAUUCCAUGGAUCUAGCAAGCACUGUAGGACUGUCACUCAACGAAGAGGAAAUAUGGUUACUACAUACACUGACUGUUCAGGACAGUAGUUGGUGGUUUUUCUGUUCUCAUUAAACCCAAUUAGGUGACUCCUCUUCAAUAUCUUUGAUGCAGAAAGAAUUUUUUUGUGAACUAUUUUGACAAGUGCAUGAUUUCACUUAACUUAAUAUAGCUGUUAAAUAUAUUUAAAUUGUUUUUGACAAUUCAGCAACAUUUAAUUAGGAGAACAAUAGCUAAUUAAUUUCCCUGAUUAGACAAGGUUCUUUAAAAAAAGAUACUAUAAUUCUGCCUGGUCUUUUUUUCUCUACUUGUCCUUGGGCUUAUUAACAUGACCAGUUUAAGGAAAGAAUUGACUUUGCCUGAUAAAUAUUUAAAGAUUAAACUUUAAAAGAUAUUCUAGAUUUAAAUUAUGUGAACAUGAAUGAUUUUUUUUGAGUGAAACCUUUGCUAAUUUAAAAUUGCAUGCUCUGUAGCAUCUCGGACUUAGGUUGCAAAAUGUAUGUGAAACUGUAUAAUUCAGUUCAGCAAAGGAUGGCAAGCAGUAUCUUGUUUAAUUUCCACUGAAAGCUUGAGAAAAGUAUGGUUUAAUAUUUACCACAGAACCAUGCAGAAGAAUUGGAGUAAAGGAAAUGAUUGUGUUUCUCAUAGUUUUUAAGACCAAAAGAAAGUUGAAAACUUAAAUAUUGCCAAGAGAUUGUUACCUGUUUGAUCCCUGGCUGAUGAUUUUGUAGUGUUAAAGUCAUAGCUGUUUUACACAUCUUUUCACAUUUCUUUCUUUCUUGUUGGCCCUCUAGGUCUUAGUGUGAAUUUAUGUAUUUUUUUGUGUGUGUGGUUUUUCUUCUUUGCACUCAUCUUUAGAGAUUGACUAAUACCUCAUUCUGUUUAUAAAAACAGCCAGUAAUUUCUGUGCAACCUUAUUAUGUGCAAUAUUUUUAAAUCCUAAGAAAUGUGUGCUUUUGUUUUCAGAUGGACUUAUUUCUUUAGUUCUGCACUUGUUCCAUGUUGUACUCCAUAUGAGUACUAAUCCUAUGGAUACAUAUUAAAACUAGUAAAUAUCUCAUACAGCUUUGUGAGUGAGAGAAAUAUAAUAUUUACAAUAUGA
Molecule: messenger RNA, 1888 nt
Organism: Bubalus bubalis (water buffalo)
Lineage: Eukaryota; Metazoa; Chordata; Mammalia; Artiodactyla; Bovidae
Gene: DNAJB9
Product: DnaJ heat shock protein family (Hsp40) member B9
Exons: 3
Coding region: 165-836 (223 amino acids)
Cellular component (GO): endoplasmic reticulum
Molecular function (GO): protein-folding chaperone binding; misfolded protein binding
Source: RefSeq, a predicted model, not a curated record